Rotaria sp. Silwood2 is the source of this 1198-nucleotide messenger RNA. The record is from the annotation of a GenBank genome assembly. Lineage: Eukaryota; Metazoa; Rotifera; Eurotatoria; Philodinida; Philodinidae.
AUGCGACAAUAUACAUCAAUACUCGGAAUAACAACACCAGUACGUAAAAAGUCGAGAACCAUGCAGAGAUCAGUCAAUAUAGCUAGUAAAUCAGCAACAAGUAAGAAAAAUGGAGCAUGAUUCUGAAGUGCUCGUAGCGUACCACGAUUCGACACAGUAUGAUAAAUUAGGCCGAUAUAACAAGUGAUCGAAGGUAUUUGAAUGGAUAAUAGAACACAAAAUUUAAUUCGACGACUUUCUAUUGUUUCCAUUCAGUGAUAAUAAUACUAUAAUUAUAAAAAGAGCUCGCUUUCUAAAUGAGAUAACUAUCAGCUCUUUGAAUAUGAAAAUUGAAGAGCAAACCCAUGAUGUUGUGUCCUAAGUCUGUGUCUUUUCUAUAGAUAAUAGAGUUGCAAGAAGUAUAUUUAUAUUUGAUCCUUAGGAUAUAUUUUUUCGUAUUUUCGACUCCGAUAUAUCAUUAGUAGGAAUGUCUCAUGAAGUGACUAAGAUGGCAUAAUGUCGAGUAUGUAUAAAAACAAUAUUUUCUCAACACUACCAUAGACUGUGGUUGAGAUUUCCAAUAUUACAGGCAAUUUUCAUAGGUUUCAACAGUCUUAGUGUAUAAAUUGCCUCCACUAAAAUCACUUAACAUUUUGUUAGUGAAACUAUUUGACCAGUCAAAAAUUGUUUUCCUUCUGUUUCUGUUGAUACUCAAUCAAGUUUAAAUAAAACUUGGAUAAAAAAGAAAUCUCAACCACUUAAAUGUUGUUCUAGAGUUUGUUAGUAAAUACGAAUUUUCUCUGGAACAGAGAAAUAUUUUUGCUUGAUUUUUUUGAGAUAAUACUCUACUCUAUAAGCUGAAAAAAGUAUCUAAUUAUUAUCUCAAACGAUUUAAUAAUUUUCAUUGAGUUAUAGAAAUGAAAAAAUUGAAAAUGUCGCUCUACUUUUAGCAUGAACACAUUCCUUUUUGACUUCGGAUACAGCUUUCAUAUUAAUGAAGUUUAUUAGAAAAAAGUUUUUUUUCAUAUCAAAGUACAUUCUGAAAAAAAAGGUCUCUUAUGGAAUCUGUGCACAGGGGAAGAACUUUUUUUGGUUCCGUAUGCAAACACAGUACCGUUUUUGGUUCUGUAAGAAUUUAUCGAACCAUUUUUAAAUUCGACAUUUUGGUACGGAACCAAAAAAGUUCUUCCCCUGAGCACAGGUUUGGUAAGGGUGUGGG